GGAGCUGCGCGGGGAGCGCUCGCUGGCUGGCUGGCUGGCUGGCUCUCCGCUGCGCUGCGCUGCGCUCCGGCCGCUCCCGCGGCCCGUGGAUGGGGGUGUCCGGCUGAGCCCCGGGAUCCGCCUCCCUCCGCCAGGACCCGCACAGGUGCCGUCGCGGGGGUUGACUUUAGUUAGGACCCGACUCACUGCUGGGGGUGGGGUCUGGUGGGGGUGGUAAGGAGGCCCCGGGAUUCUCUGACAGGACGGUCUGGGGUCGCCGCAGCUCCCCUCACCUGGUCCCAUUCUGGGAUUAGAAAGGAACAACGGGAGGCCGUCGCCUUCCUGCCCAGCCCUUCAGGGAGCGCAGCUGGGACGCCGCGCCAGGCCCUGGAGAUGUGGGAUGAUGGGCACUUCCAGUAUCAUCUCAGCAUCGGCCCUCCAGCCAGGCCUGAUAAACUCAUCCUGAAAGUCGCUGUUGUUCUCCUGCUGAGCAAGAAUGGAGGCCCCACUGGUGAGUCUGGAUGAAGAGUUUGAGGACCUUCGACCCUCCUGCUCGGAGGACCCGGAGGAGAAGCCCCAGUGUUUCUAUGGUUCAUCUCCCCACCAUCUCGAGGACCCCUCCCUCUCCGAGCUUGAGAAUUUUUCUUCCGAAAUAAUCAGCUUCAAGUCCAUGGAGGACCUCGUAAAUGAAUUUGAUGAGAAGCUCAAUGUCUGCUUUCGGAACUACAACGCCAAGACCGAGAACCUAGCUCCCGUGAAGAACCAGUUACAGAUCCAAGAGGAGGAGGAGACCCUUCAGGACGAGGAGGUUUGGGAUGCUCUGACAGACAAUUACAUCCCUUCACUCUCAGAAGACUGGAGGGAUCCAAACAUCGAGGCUCUGAAUGGCAACUGCUCUGACACUGAGAUCCAUGAGAAAGAAGAGGAAGAGUUCAAUGAGAAGAGUGAAAAUGAUUCCGGUAUCAACGAGGAGCCUCUGCUCACAGCAGAUCAGGUAAUUGAGGAGAUUGAGGAAAUGAUGCAGAACUCCCCAGACCCUGAGGAAGAAGAGGAGGUUCUGGAAGAAGAGGAUGGAGGAGAAACUUCCUCCCAGGCAGACUCGGUCCUCCUGCAGGAGAUGCAGGCAUUGACACAGACCUUCAACAACAACUGGUCCUAUGAAGGGCUGAGGCACAUGUCUGGGUCUGAGCUGACCGAGCUGCUGGACCAGGUGGAGGGUGCCAUCCGUGACUUCUCGGAGGAGCUGGUGCAGCAGCUGGCCCGCCGGGACGAGCUGGAGUUUGAGAAGGAAGUGAAGAACUCCUUUAUCACGGUGCUUAUUGAGGUUCAGAACAAGCAGAAGGAGCAGCGAGAACUGAUGAAAAAGAGGCGGAAAGAGAAAGGGCUGAGCCUGCAGAGCAGCCGGAUAGAGAAGGGAAACCAGAUGCCUCUCAAGCGCUUCAGCAUGGAAGGCAUCUCCAACAUUCUGCAGAGUGGCAUCCGCCAGACCUUUGGCUCCUCAGGAACUGACAAACAGUAUCUGAACACAGUCAUUCCUUACGAGAAGAAAGCCUCUCCUCCCUCAGUGGAAGACCUGCAGAUGCUGACAAACAUUCUCUUUGCCAUGAAGGAGGAUAAUGAGAAGGUGCCUACUUUGCUAACGGACUACAUUUUAAAAGUGCUCUGCCCUACCUAACCUUGCCCUUUGGAGCAGCCUCGCUGCAGGAGGUCACUGAGCAAGAGUCAUUCCAUCACAGGGACUGCAUGAGACCAUGUAACCUCCGACAUGUAUUUAAACGUGUAUAGCUUAACCUGGAUUAAACACGAGCAAGCGCGCGGGGUCCUUUGCCGUUGGCUUCUAGUGCUAGUAAUCAUUGGAUGCAUGAUGGGGCAGGGCCGGUGAUGGUGCCUCCCCCUUGCUGGUGUCAGGAGAGGGGAAGGCAGCCGCUUUCACCGCUCAUUAUGUAGUCUGGCUACAGCCCUCAAAAACAGCUUAUACUCUUAAGACUAAUUUUGAAAUAAAACCUUCAUUUAAUUAAUAUUCUUCAUGUGCUUUGGAGUGUGAUGUCCAUUAGCCCUCUGCUCCAGACUCCAGAGACGGGCUGUAUAGCAUUCUUUGCACGCCGGCCUGUGGCCUGUGGCAGCCAGUGCUGUGUUUAGGGACCGGGCGCAUGUCCUGUUGUGGGUCGUGGUGGGAUCAUGGGACACAGUGGGGCUGCAUACAGCAUAGGCAGAAGGAGACCCUCUGCAACCUCAGUUUUUGCUGCUCAGCCACAUGCAAGGGAGCUGCACCAGGGGCUGCAGAAAGGAGCUGGUCAGAGUGGGUGAGACGGGGGUGAGAGUGUGCAAUUAGCAGAUAGAAAGUGGGCCUCAUGGAGGAGCCACACAGCUGCAGAUCUCCUGGUGGGAUGGCCAGGCUGGCCCUGGAGACCCUCCCCAGGCUGUCCACGGGGACCUGGAGGCUCAGGGCCUGCGGGAAGUCAGCUCUGCUGAGCUUUCCCAACGUAGGGGACUGCAACUUGUUUCCUGUACUUGACGAAACCACCACUCCCUGUUUGUCCCCAACGACCCCUGGCAACAGUGUCCUUUGACUUUGCAGUGCUGUCCUGGCCCUUCCCGCGGCCCUCCAUGAACAGCAGCUCUGACUCCUCGCACUGUCUCCAGCAUUGAUGGCAGGCAGCUGCCAGCCUUGACCAACCAGCAGGCGAAGGUCUCCUCGUAUCCCGGAUGCUGGCUCGAUCUCACCACAGUCUGAAUUCUGUUGGCUUCCGUCUUCUGGCUUGAAAGACAUUGAGCCUGCCAAUUCCCAUAUCCUCCUCUGAAAGCAAAAACUUGUACUGGGCACUUGCUGUAGCCUGCACUGGCUUCAUCGUGCAUUAGCACACAUCACAGCAUCACCACGUGUAAACAGGUGCUAGUAUGAUCCCGAUUUUGCAGAGGAGGAAACCAAGCAGCAGAGAUGUUCAGUAGCUCGCCCAAGGCUGUGUAGGAAGUGGUAGAGUCAGGCUGGCAUUUAGGUUUCUUAUCCAGUGAGACUUCCAUUGAUUCCCAGGAGUUUAGUGUCUGCUUGAACUAAGCAUGCCACAGAGAAAGCCAUACUUUAUCACAUCAGCAGCUCCACAGAAGGCCACAGAAUCCAUCUAGGGGACACAGAAGGCACUCCCAGUGCCCUGCCUCCCUUCCUGGGCCUCUGCUUUUUUUUUUUCAGACGGAGUUUGACUCUUGUUGCUCAGGCUGGAGUACAAUGGCGCUAUCUCAGCUCGCCGCAAACUCCGCCUCCCACGUUCAAGUGAUUCUCCUGCCUCAGCCUCCCGAGUAGCUGGGAUUACAGGCAUGCAGCACCACACCCAGCUAAUUUUAUAUUUUUAGUAGAGACCAGGUUUCUACAUGUUGGUCAGGUUGGUCUCGAACUCCCGACCUCAGGCGAUCUGCCCUCCUAGGCUUCCCAAAGUGCUGGGAUUAUAGGCGUGAGUCACCGCGCCUAGCUCGGCUUCUGCUUUUCCAGAAGCAGAACACUAGCAAUCUUAGCUAGGGGUGGCGGAGACUUAUCCCCCCAGGAAAACUGCUGCAAUGCCUAAAGCUCUAGUCCAGGCAUCUGCCCAGAGCAGAGCUUCUCCAUAGAUAGAGCCCCGGCUGCCACAGGAGCAUGGAAGUGACAACUCGUCCUGUGAUAAAAGGGCAUGGAUUCAGUUCGGCAGUUCACUGGUGCUAAGGCUGAACAUGCCCAGGGUCAUUAGUGGUGUGAGGUCAUUAGCAUGUUUAGCACUCUGCCGGCGACGGGGUUUUUCACCAGCCUCAGCAAAGGGGAAGCAGUGAAUUCCUGAGAGCUUUUCUUCCUGCCUUGGAUUUGUCAGAUCUGGGUCAGCCACUCCUUUCCCCCAAUUUAUCCUGCCAGCAGGUGUCUGAAGCGGCAGAGACAAGCUAAUCAAAGCUGCUGGGAGUUAAAAAUAAAUCUCGAGUGUUGGGGAUACACUCUGGCUAGGAGGAGGUGAGCAGGGCAGGCUGAAAACAGUGGCUCCUCCUUUCUCUCUUGUUUGUCCGUCUAUCAGGAGUUUAAGGGGAAUAUGAAAUCAAUUCCUCAUGGUUUUGCAUUGCCCUUCCCUGUGUUCUUCCUAUUCAAAGUGUGCUUUCCAGGCCAGCAGCACUGACCGCACUUAGAAGCUUGUUAGAAAUGCAAAAUCUCAGGCCCCACAUCAGGCCUACUAAGUCAGAAUUUGCAUUUUAACAAGGUCUCCCUUUAAAAGGGAGGCAGCUCUUCUCUUAAAAGGAGCCUGGGUUUUGUGCCUUGAGUUCAAAUGCAGCUCUACUACGUAUUAAGCUAAAUCUCCCUGCAACUUGUAUUUGCAUCAAGGAUUAGAGAAACUCUGCCCUAGGUUUUCAGAGUUGCUGAAUCCUUGACUCUUCAAUGCUGAACCUAGGGAAUUUGUGGCUAGUGUGAUUAUCAGGUGAACCCAAUUGUCUUCCCUCAGCUUUUCCCUCUUCUGGUCUUUCUGGAUUGUAGAAACCUCACAGAAGAGUCCCAAGAAUUAACUGAUUUUCAGGCCUGAGUCAAUCCUGAUUGCAAAACUCAAGUCCUGUCUAGGAUGUCCGCACUCCGCAAAGUGUGCCAGAGAGCCACGGUCUGCAGGGAGCCCUCCUAGGUAGGUCAGAGGUCUGUCUGGCAAAUACAGCCUAUAAAUGAGGUAUGUUUCCAUCAAUUAAAGGAUUUUGCUAGGCCUAGUCUGGUCAAGUUCUGGUAAGAAAACUCCACCACAGGGCCGGGCGUGGUGGCUCAUGCCUGUAAUCCCAGAACUUUGGGAGGCCGAGGUGGGCAGAUCACCUGAGGUCAGGAGUUUGAGACCAGCCUGGCCAACAUGGUGAAACCCCCUCUCUACUGAAAAUACAAAAAUUAGCCAGCUGUAGUGGUGCAC
Messenger RNA from Homo sapiens (human), 4868 nucleotides. It is a transcript of the gene FEZ1, whose product is annotated as fasciculation and elongation protein zeta 1. Bases 476 to 1654 code for a protein of 392 amino acids. Gene Ontology annotation, biological process: positive regulation of anterograde axonal transport of mitochondrion; positive regulation of neuron projection development; cellular response to growth factor stimulus. Gene Ontology annotation, molecular function: gamma-tubulin binding; protein kinase C binding. The record is from RefSeq and is a predicted model, not a curated record. Gene Ontology annotation, cellular component: axon; plasma membrane; dendrite. NCBI's taxonomy places the organism in Eukaryota, Metazoa, Chordata, Mammalia, Primates, Hominidae. The transcript is spliced from 10 exons.